Molecule: messenger RNA, 1644 nt
Organism: Galleria mellonella (greater wax moth)
Lineage: Eukaryota; Metazoa; Arthropoda; Insecta; Lepidoptera; Pyralidae
Gene: Rilpl
Product: RILP-like protein homolog
Exons: 8
Coding region: 108-1220 (370 amino acids)
Biological process (GO): cilium assembly
Cellular component (GO): ciliary basal body; cytoplasm
Molecular function (GO): protein dimerization activity
Source: RefSeq, a predicted model, not a curated record
UUUGUUAGUAAUAAUAAUGGCGCACUUGCGAAAGGUGGAUCUGGUGAAUAGUUUUCAGUAAUUUUUAUUUUUAUGUCGUGCGGUGAAGUGAAAACAAGGUGAUUUUAAUGCCGUACCCGAGGCGUUUUUCCGCCAAGAUGCCGGACUACGAUGACGAUGUAACCGUUGUCGAUGUGUAUGACUUGGCAUCGGACAUUGGCAAGGAAUGUGAAAUAAUUAUCGAGAAAUAUGGCCCUGACGCCGUAACAGCUUUAUUGCCGAAGGUGAUAAAUGCACUUGAAUUGCUGGAGAACUUGGCAGUGCGAAAUGAGAAGGAAAAUCAGGCGCUACAGGAGUUGACGGCGAAGAUAUCACAGUUGGAAAACGACAAGAUCGAGAAGGCUGAGUACAGGCAACGCUUCGAAAAGGAAAUAGAAGCAAUCGAGGAGCAAUGGCGGAACGAAUCUGCAGAAUUGGUGACAGCCGUAGCGAGACUUCAGGAUGAGAAUAAGCGCUUGAGGCGGACUAUAAAUGCGCCUACAGAUGGUACAAGCGCCCCACCUUCACCAGCACGUGAACACGAUCAGGAGGUCCUGUCCCGACUGAGUAGCACGGCGGAGAAGCAACGAGCGACGCUACGCCACCAGGAGUUGCAACUUCAAGAGAAGCAGCAGCUAAUUGAUGGUUUGUCCAAUCAAGUGGAAAAGUUGGCGCAAGUGAGCCGCGACCUACGGCGGAAGCACAAACAGUUACAGAAUCAGAUGCGUUUAGUUUGCGAGGAGCGCUCUGAACUGACAGCCAUAGUUCAAUCGCAACAACGGGAUAUCGCCGCGCUCCAGCAGGCUGAUGCACAAAACAAGAAAUGUGCCGCAUGCGGCGCGGCGACUCCAGACGGGUACGAUGAUGAGGACCAGUCUUCCAAGCCCACGUUCAGUGUGCGCGAGCUGCGUGCCAUCCUACACGAGAGGAAUGAAUUGAAAUUGAAGCUCAAUAGAGCCGAAGAGCAACUGCAGGCGUUACAAGUUGAACCGCAACCAGACAGCAGUUCAGACACAUCGCCGUCUAUGAGUACGAUAGCGGCGGAGGAAGAAGAGGCCCCAGUACAGGGUCCCCUGCCUGCUGAACCUGACGACGCCCCUUGGAAAAGGAACGGGGGCAUCAGGAAGUUGUUUGUUUUAUUACGGAAAAUGAGACCAGGGCCGAAAGAGAUCACAUGUAAAACACAACAUCUUAAAUACUAGCCAAGGAGCACGAUUUUGCAUGGAGUUCCAACAAUACACGGUCGCUUACCCGCUUGACCACUUGAAUACCCCUUUCCCAUUCCUUUCAUAUGUAUUAUUAAAAAAAAACAUAUUAUUUUUUAUUUCAUAGCACAAAUCAUCAUUUUGACAAAAUAUUAUUUCAAGAUAAUAAUAUCAUUGACACAAAUCAACUGUAAUUAACAUUUUUAAUCAUCUAUGUUAUGUGCAUUUUUUAUUACUUUUUUUUUAUUUUCACUGGUGUAUUUUUUUUAUAAAAACAAAAAUUUGUUUCGAUUAUACUUUGGAAUGAGCACCUAUAUUAUUUAUAUCGUAUAUUUUUUCCACAUUUUUGUUCUCGAAUAUAGGGUGUAUGUAUUGUAUUUUUAAUUUUGCAUCUGUCCCUGUGUCCCCCCGCCCGGCUCGU